This is a messenger RNA of Penicillium olsonii, 693 nucleotides long. The record is from the annotation of a GenBank genome assembly. NCBI's taxonomy places the organism in Eukaryota, Fungi, Ascomycota, Eurotiomycetes, Eurotiales, Aspergillaceae.
AUGCGGACGCCAAAAGUACCCGACCCAAAGGCAGAUGCACGGCAAGUUUUCCAGGUUCUCAAACAUGGCGGAAUAGCGAUCAUCCCUAUGGACGUGGGCUACGGGAUUAUAGCCAUCGAACAGCGGGCAUUGACCUGCAUCGUAAAGGCCAAAAGACGAGAUCCAGACAAGCGCCAAGCCGUGAUCGGCAGCUACUUACUACAUCGUGAGAUACAUGCUCUGCCGACUCGAGAGGCCGACAUCGCCAGGUUGUUGACGGUGGAUUUGAACCUUCCCCUCGGUGUUGUGGCACCGUACCACUUCGAUCAUCCGAUCAUCCAACGAAUACCCUCUGAUGUUCUAGAGAAAGGUGUGAUGAAUGGCACCUUGGCGAUGUUGAUGAAUGCAGGCGAACUAGCCGAAGAGGUAUCCCUGCUCGCUUCGAAAGAGGGUCAUCUUGUAAUGGGAUCCUCUGCCAAUAUCACCGGCGCGGGAAGCAAGAUCACGGUGGAAGACAUCGAGCCUGAUAUCUUACGGGUGGCUGAUAUUAUUGUCGAUUACGGAAAGCAGAAAUUUCACUAUCCCCGGCCUUCAUCUACCAUGAUCGACUUUAGGAACAUAGAGGUUCUGCGAUAUGGAGCCUGCUACGAUGUGAUACAAGAUGCUCUCUGGCGGUUUUGUGGCAUCAAAGUGCCUGAUGACCCAGUCCCGUGA